CUAAAAUCAGACAAACCUUGACAAAAUUUCCCCAUAUACUCCACGGUAAAUAGGUACACGCAUUUUUUCAUAGUUUGCAAAACGGACUAUUCUGCAGCGUCUAUCACUUUUACGAAAUGGCUAACGAUUAUAUAAUCAGCAAAUGGAAACUUUGGUUCCGAGCUAUUGAUAUCAAUCAUAAAGGAAAGAUUUCUAGAUCUGACGUCAGACAAGAAGAGGACACCUUUGCUACAUUGAGUCACUUAAAUGAUGACAGGCGUAAGCAAUUGCAAGUUGACCUGGAUAAAUUAUGGGACGAAGUAGUGUUCCGUGGAAAAUCUGAACCGAUUAACGAGCAAGAAUUUGUUGCUUUGAACAUUCGAGAUUACACUGCAAACAAACAAAAAUUUGUUGAAGGAAUAAGAAAAGCAUAUACUGCGUUGUUCGAUCUAAUCGAUGUCAGUCGAGAAGGUUCUGUUUCCGAGGAGGAGUUCGUUAACAUCUUAAGGGCAUGUGGUCAUGACAACAUUGCUUUGAAUAAAAAAUUCUUCAAUGAUUACAACCCCGUUGAUGGCAAGAUUGCAUGUGGUGUCCUCGUUGACUCCUGGGUACAAUUCACGUCAUGUGAUGACAGUUCGAAAAAAGACCUUAUCAAAGAAGCUUUUGAAGCUGGCAUUUAGGCCUAGGAUGUUCCUAUCAACACACUAAAAACACAGCCAUUUUAGAAGUUCUUUAAAAUCCUCCGUACUUCUUUUUAUUUUGCUAGAGAGAAAACAUGGCGGUUUAGUGAUAAUACCAAAGUAAAUAAAACAAACUAUAUACAGUACCGUAAACGGAAUAUAUAUAAAAAGGUGUCAUGUUAAUCAAUAAAUAGAAAAGUGAAAAAUUGAUUUGAUAAUAAAUAAUGAAAUUGGG
Molecule: messenger RNA, 894 nt
Organism: Ruditapes philippinarum (Manila clam)
Lineage: Eukaryota; Metazoa; Mollusca; Bivalvia; Venerida; Veneridae
Product: sarcoplasmic calcium-binding protein-like
Exons: 3
Coding region: 117-659 (180 amino acids)
Molecular function (GO): calcium ion binding
Source: RefSeq, a predicted model, not a curated record